Microplitis mediator is the source of this 3064-nucleotide messenger RNA. Its product is annotated as tyrosine decarboxylase-like. Gene Ontology annotation, biological process: amino acid metabolic process. The transcript is spliced from 3 exons. The record is from RefSeq and is a predicted model, not a curated record. Lineage: Eukaryota; Metazoa; Arthropoda; Insecta; Hymenoptera; Braconidae. Bases 144 to 1808 code for a protein of 554 amino acids. Gene Ontology annotation, molecular function: pyridoxal phosphate binding; carboxy-lyase activity.
GGUAAAUUUAAAAUCGAUAAAAAAGUGCUUUAUUAAUCACUGCCAGAUUAGUUAGCAGUAAAAAAACUUUAGUAUGUGGUAAAUUUGUUAUUAAUUUUGAUAGUUACUGAUUAAUAAUUCAUAAUUACUAAUUAAAAUAAAAAAUGAACAUCGAGGAGUUUCGUGUGCGAGGUAAAGAAAUGGUUGAGUAUAUUUGUGAAUAUUUAAGAACAUUGGAAGGUAAAAGAGUUACUGCGAAUGUUGAUCCUGGUUAUUUGAGGCCUCUUUUACCCAACGAAGCACCGCUCAAGCCGGAGUCGUGGAACGACAUAAUGAACGACGUUGAGAACAAAAUAAUGCCUGGGAUAACUCACUGGCAACACCCGCGUUUCCAUGCGUACUUCCCCGCCGGAAAUUCGUUUCCUUCAAUAUUAGGCGACAUGUUAUCGGACGCGAUCGGGUGCAUCGGAUUUUCUUGGGCCGCAAGUCCGGCUUGCACCGAAUUAGAGACAAUUGUACUCGAUUGGUACGCGAAGGCCAUUAAUUUACCCUCGGUAUUUUUAGCCGAGAAAAAAAAUUCAAAAGGCGGAGGAGUAAUUCAGGGAUCAGCAUCCGAGUGUAUUUUGGUGACGAUGUUAGCGGCGCGUAAUCAUGCGAUAAAUUUACUCAAAAAAAAAGAGCCUUUGAUAGAAGACAGUGCUUUUCUACCAAGAUUAGUUGCGUACUGUUCAACGGAAGCCCAUUCCUGUGUAGAAAAAGCAGCAAUGAUUUGUCUGGUAAAAUUACGAGUGCUGGCACCCGACGAUCGUUGCUGUUUGCGAGGCGCUACACUAGAAGCGGCGAUAAAAGAUGACAUCAAACGUGGACUGGUGCCGUUUUUUGUAUCAACAACUCUGGGGUCAACUGGGUGCUGUUCCUUUGACAAUCUCGUCGAAAUCGGACCAGUUUGUAAGAAACAAACGGGUAUUUGGCUACACGUCGACGGUGCUUACGGUGGUAAUGCAUUUAUAUGUCCGGAAUUACGUCCACUGAUGGCUGGUAUUGAGUACGCAGACUCGUUUAAUACCAAUCCCAAUAAAUGGCUCCUCGUAAAUUUUGAUUGUUCAUGUCUUUGGGUACGUGAUCGUGUUAAAUUAACCUCAGCUCUUGUUGUCGAUCCACUUUAUCUCCAGCAUGCCAACUCCAAUGAGUCCAUUGACUACCGUCAUUGGGGUAUUCCACUGAGCCGCAGAUUCCGUGCGCUAAAACUCUGGUUCGUGAUGAGAAGCUACGGUAUCAUUGGGUUACAAAAGUAUAUACGUAAUCACAUACGUCUGGCUAAGAAAUUCGAAGCUCAGAUGAGAAAAAAUAAACGCUUUGAAGUACUGAAUGAUGUAAGAGUUGGGUUAGUUUGCUUUCGACUUAAAGACUCUGAUGAAAUAAAUCAAGAAUUGUUGGCAAAUAUAAAUGCGUCGGGUAAAAUUCAUAUGAUUCCGUCAAGAAUGAUGGGAAAAUAUGUAAUACGUUUUUGUGUAACUAAAGAAAAUGCUAAAGAAGACGAUAUUGAUUAUGCAGUUGAAGUUAUUGAGGAACAUGCGUCUGAAGUAUUACUCACGCACUACGAAGCAUCAGAAAUAGAACUCACGGCUAAGAGUCCCAAGAGUCCAGUUCCAUUGGACAAGAAACUUGUGAGAAAAUUCAGUUUUACAAGAAGUGUUACACGAGAUGUUUAUAGAAGAACUAAAUCGAAGUCAACUUUGCAUGACGGCGCGACACCGAUUAUGGUCGUCGAAGACAACAAUUCCCAAGUUGAUUUGAAUGAUGAGGAAGUAUUUUGUAGCGAUCGGUAGAAUACAAUUCAGCUCACGGUACCAAAAAAGAGAAAUAAUUUAGUAUCGUUACCAUGAGCCGAGCCAGUAGAUAGGAUUUUCAAAUAUCGUGUUGAUCCUGAGUCUUUGAAUACUUCCAAAGAAGUUUUAAUUUAACUAGAGUAUUAUUUUUUAAUUUUAUCUCAGGAAAUGAUGACGAUUUUUAUUUACUUCUCUAUUGUUAAUUUGAUAAUUAAUACUUUGUUCUAGUGAAUAAAAUUUAAUCCAGUGCUUGGGGUCGUGUAGAUCCUCGAGCUCAAGUACUGGCCAGGCUUAGGUUCGAAUCCCACAGUCAGCAAAAAUGAAUUAUUUUUCACAAGUUUAUAUAAUGCAUUGCGCUUUCUUUGAGGUUCGUUCCAUACAACCGCCAGACUGCCACCUGUCUGCAAUCUUGCCCACUAACAAGUUCCGUAAUUCAAAACCAGUACACAGAAAAAAAAGAUUUCUUGGAGCACAAGAAAAUUUCAUUCGCCCCAAGUCUUUCUAGUCCUGAGAAAAUUUUUUUUUUUUUCAUUUCAUGAUGCGGAAUUUUUCUUGAGCCGAGAAAUCUUUUUUUUCUGUUUAGAAAAAAGAAAAAGAUGUGGAAAAACAAUGAGGUAUGGAAUAGGAAAGACAAGAAAAAGAAAUGGCCAGGAAGGUCUGAAAAAAUUCAGAGUAAUUUCCUAAGCUUGUUCCAGAGAGAGAAUGAACUUCAGAUCACCCCCACUACCGAUUAUUUCGAAACUGCGCAUGCGUAAAGUGAAGUGGGAGAAACCUUAGAACACAGAACACCCAGAGUGGGGGUAAAAAAACGAAAACCAGAAGUAAACUCUCUCAAUGGAAGUUUUCAAAAUGUAGUGAAUAUUUACUCAAAAAAAUGAGGGAUCUGAAUUACUUGCAGUAUAACCUGAAGGCUGCGUAAUGUAAAUAUGUAAAGUGUUGAAAGUUUUAGAAGACGGAAGUUAUAUAGUUAAGAUUGCAACAAAAUAAUUAUAAUUUUAUAUUAUGAAUUCGAAAACGUGAAAAAAAUAACUGUAGGUAUUUAGGUGAUUUAAUGUUAAAUUUAUAUGUAUUGCAUGAUAAUUAAUGACAAUAUUAUAAAAUAUAUCGAUGAAUAUUUAAUUGUAUGUGUAGGUAUUUAUUAAUUAAUAUAUUUAUAGAAAAUAAAAAUAAUGUUAUAGAAAUAAUGCUUUUUUCUAGUAAUAAAAAGCCUAAUUUAUAAGUAAUUUAUUAUAAAUGCGAAUUAAAAUUGUAACAUU